Messenger RNA from Corticium candelabrum, 562 nucleotides. RefSeq names its product protein FAM32A-like. The record is from RefSeq and is a predicted model, not a curated record. Lineage: Eukaryota; Metazoa; Porifera; Homoscleromorpha; Homosclerophorida; Plakinidae. Bases 30 to 365 code for a protein of 111 amino acids. Gene Ontology annotation, cellular component: nucleolus. The transcript is spliced from 2 exons.
AAAUAGGCCCCGGAUAAUCACUUGUUGCGAUGUCAGACGCCUAUUCGUCAACUUUGAAGGGUUCUCUGAAGAUUAAAGGAGUCAAAGAUCAUGCUAUUAAAAAGAAGAAGAAAAAGAGCAAACUGAAGCUAAAGGAUGAGGCAGUACAGUCAGAAGUGAGUCAGAUGAUGAAACCUGCUGCUAAACCAAUUGACAGAAGGACACCAGCCCAGAAAGUAUUUGACAAAGCAAAAGAACAGAGGCAGGCAGAGAAAGUGAUGAAGAAAGUGGAGAAGAGUCACAGAGAACGAGUGAGGGAGUUCAACCAGCAUCUAGACAAACUGACAGAACAUUUUGACAUCCAAAAAGUUAGUUGGACAAAAUGACUGAUGAAGGUUUACUGGUACUGUACAACCAAUUGCAUGAAAAUGAAGAAUAUCUAGCGUAUAUGAGAUUUUGUGUAUCUGAAAUGUAGUUUUCUUUGUAGUACUAUAUGAUAAACAGUAAAGCAACACAUGCAGCAAACUGACCAACCAGCCAAAUGAAAGAACUAGUACCAAAAGUAGAGAUCAACCUGCAAGUA